UCGCAGGAGUUCGGAUCACAAAUUUUCAGCUAUCCCUCAUUGAUUGCAAGAAUGGAACUCCGUUGCUUACUGUUCUCCAUUUCUGUUCUUUUCGCUGUGUAAUAAUCAACAUUAGUCUGUGGGCAAGUGUUUGUAUAUAUAUAUAUAUAUAUAUAACAACAACAACCACCCUUUAUCCUACUAGGUGGGAUCGGCUACAUGGAUCAACUUCCGUCAUAAUGUUCUAUCAACUUGGUCUUGCAAGAGAAAGCCAUGCCCAAUCAUCAAUACCAGACGAAGAUUUUUGGCAUGCUGUUUGGCCAAACACUUCCAUUCCCAGUGCAUUGCGAGAGCUUCUAAAGCAUGGCCGUGAAGGUGUUGAAAUUGAUAAUCUCCCCAUGCAAAUUGAUGAUACGCAGUACCCAAAAACCUUCUUCUAUGAACAAGACCUUCAUCCUGGCAAAACAAUGAAUGUACAAUUCAGCAAAAGUCCCUUUACACAACCUUUUACAAUAUUGACAUGGUUAAAGGGCUUGAAAAUUAAAGACAUUGAUAAAGAAGGAUAUACUUUUGAUGAGCUAUGCAUCAAGACAAAACCUAAUGGAGCAGAGCACAAGUUUUGUGCAAAAUCCUUGGAAACAUUAAUCGGUUUUGCAAUUUCAAAGCUGGGAAAGAACAUUCAAGUACUUUCAAGUUCCUUUGUGAAUAAGCAAGAGCUAUACAAAGUGGAAGGAGUGCAAAAUCUUGGAGACAAAGCAGUGAUGUGUCAUAGGCUCAAUUUCAGAACGGUGGCAUUUUAUUGCCAUGAAGUUCGUGGAACAACAGCUUUCAUGGUUCCAUUGGUUGCUGGCGAUGGAACCAAAACUCAGGCACUUGCUGUUUGUCACUCAGAUACUUCUGGCAUGAAUCGUCACAUUCUUCAUCAAACUAUGGGAGUUGAUCCUGGAACUAACACUGUUUGUCAUUUCCUUGGAAGCAAGGCCAUUUUAUGGGUACCAAAUUUAGCUAUGGACACUGCCUAUCAGACUAACAUUGUUGUUUAGUCAAUUCAUCUUGAGAAUGAGAUUGUGUACGCAGUAAAAAAUAAAUUAUUAUGUGCUGUGUGUUCUGCAAGUACCUAGCUAUGUGCACUCUUAAGAUUUGUUUCCCUAUAGAAGCAUCAUCCUGUGAUCAGUGUGCUUUGAUGAUGCUAAUUUGAUGCAAUAAAUAUGCAGUGUGUUUGUUGGUAUUCUAA
Glycine soja is the source of this 1213-nucleotide messenger RNA. RefSeq lists its product with no specific name. The transcript has 4 exons. Bases 219 to 1022 code for a protein of 267 amino acids. Lineage: Eukaryota; Viridiplantae; Streptophyta; Magnoliopsida; Fabales; Fabaceae. The record is from RefSeq and is a predicted model, not a curated record.